AUGGCUUCCUUAAUCCAACUUCUGCACCUCCUUGCGGCGGUUGGCAUUGAAGUGAAGUAUCCAUCAUCAAAUCCAACGAUCGAUGGCGAUACAAAGUGUGAGGUUCUUAUCAAGACGGGCCUAGGCAAUCCGGAGCCUGUGUUCCUGGACCGGGACAACAAAUUGUGGUACCCGAAUGGACCGGCUUUGGUGUGGAAGGGUGGAGAGUCGACGCUCAUCGCCUGUCCGGGAAAUACUAUUUUCAACACUGGAAGUUCUACGGCGUCCAUUACCUGCUUUGCCGGUACGAUUUUUACCCUUAACGGACUGAGUCAUCUUGUGGACAUUUCCAAAGUUCAUUGCGUGGAACGUCCGAAGGGUAGUGUGCAGAACACUCAUCGAGGCUGUGCUUAUGGUGGUACUUUGCUGAACGUGGGCUUCCGUGUGCUUGGGGUCGGUUUUGUGCCGUACUUUCAGUCGUGUUACAAAAUGUGGAAGGCUUCCGUCAGCUACACUCGCCAUGUGAUCGAUGGUGCUGCUAUUAACUAUAAAAUCCCUAUCACGCAGGAAGAAAAGGAUAAUCUAUUUUUCGAGCCUGCCGAAGUGCCACCGGGCCUUGAACCGCAAUCCGCCUACUCCCAAAUUAACCAGGAACCUCGUUUCACGCAGCUGCUCGGAUCCGAGGAUCAGGCGAGGAGCUACAUCACCUCCACAUCCUUCCUGACCCGUGGCCAUCUGACUCCCUAUGGGGACGGUAUCUUUCGGUCCUGGAGGUGGGCCACCUACUUCUUCGUCAACGCGGCACCUCAGUGGAGGGUCACUAAUGCGGGCAACUGGGAAGUUGUGGAGAAAGCCGCACGUGACGUAUCUGGCCGGCUUAAAGAGGAGCUGCUGGUCUUCACCGGUACGCACGAUAUCCUAAUGCUGACGGACGUAGACGGACAGCAUGUUGAGAUCACACUCGUGGCUGACAGAAUACAGGUGCCCAAGUGGUACUGGAAGAUCAUCAAGUCGAAUAAAAAGGAUGCCGCCAUUGCGCUGGUCAGCAACAACGAUCCGUUCCGCACGAGCAUGCCAGCCGGGGAGAUGCUGUGCCAGAACAUUUGUGAUAAGCACGGUUGGUCCAAUCCGUUGUAUGCCAACUUUGGGCGAGGCUACACCUACUGCUGCAAAGUUGACGACCUGCGUCUUGCCAUCCCCAGCAUUCCGAACGAAGCUAAUGCUGCUAACGUGUUAAGGUAUGAUGGGAACAUCGACUCCGCAACCGGAGCGUCAUGGACGCAUGACGAACUCCGAUGCUUAUCAACCAAGAUUGACACCAAUAAUUCGGAGUUGCGUCGAAUGACUUUAUAA
This is a messenger RNA of Anopheles coustani, 1332 nucleotides long. RefSeq lists its product as uncharacterized. The record is from RefSeq and is a predicted model, not a curated record. The transcript has 5 exons. Bases 1 to 1332 code for a protein of 443 amino acids. Gene Ontology annotation, cellular component: mitochondrial inner membrane; nucleus. Gene Ontology annotation, biological process: apoptotic DNA fragmentation. Lineage: Eukaryota; Metazoa; Arthropoda; Insecta; Diptera; Culicidae. Gene Ontology annotation, molecular function: nucleic acid binding; RNA endonuclease activity; single-stranded DNA endonuclease activity.